Vanderwaltozyma polyspora DSM 70294 is the source of this 2001-nucleotide messenger RNA. RefSeq lists its product as uncharacterized. The record is from RefSeq and is a predicted model, not a curated record. NCBI's taxonomy places the organism in Eukaryota, Fungi, Ascomycota, Saccharomycetes, Saccharomycetales, Saccharomycetaceae. The transcript has a single exon. The annotation marks the transcript as partial.
UCUUUUCGGCCGAACAAGUCAAAACUUCGGUUAGAGGGUUUUAACUUUUGGUUUGGGGGUCCGGUUGAUUUUAAUGUUCCGUUUGAGGCAAUUUUGAGAAUUUGUUACAAAUGGACAUUGUUGUUUGAAAAAAUUGAAAAUGUGCUUAUUGGAAUUCAAUCCAACUACGGAGAUUACUUGACCAAUAUCGGCAAGGAAAGUGAACUAGAUAUGUCUAAAUUUGUAGAAUUCAACCCUGAUAAUGAAAUUAGCCGUUUCGCAACUGCUGCUGCUUCUUAUGACUUUAAAUUUACCGCUAAUCCAACUUCAGCUAAAAAAUCUCAAAGAUCAAGAAUGUUUUCCUUAACUUCUUCACCAGGCAAAGAUAAUUCUUCCAGAAGAAGAAGUACUUUUGGCAAUUUGGGACACAGAUUAACAUCUGGAUCUACAAAUUCAGCCAAUGAUUUGAUGAAUGACGAAUUUUCAGAUUCAACAAAUAACAUUUCCUUGAAAUCAAAGAAGCAACCUGGUAAGUUGAAAUCCACAGUUGGCUCAAUCUUUGGAAGAAAUAAAUUGAAGAAUAAAAAGAACCAAUCAAGCACCAAAUUAGAUGAUGAUUCAUUCGAUGAAGCAUUAGAAACACCUCAAAGACCAUUGUCUAGAAGCGGCCGUCGUGCUACCACCGAUUCCAUCAAACCAGAAUUAUUCAAUAGAAGUAGUGGUCUAAGUUCUGAUAAUCUGAGAAGAACAGAAAAACGUGAUACAAUGACUUCACAACUUUCUCGUGGCUCAAGCGCACAGGGAAUUUCUGACCCAUUUUACAGUACAACAUCUCCAAAUAUUAAUCAACCUUUAUCAACACCUGCUUCUCCUUCUCAGGUUAUGCCACCAAUGAGAAGUGCUACCACUUCUUCCUCAUAUGCCCCAAUGUCAAUGGUGCAAGCACCAUUGCAACCUAAGCCUAGACAAACAUUAACAAACUCUUCUCUGGGCCAAGUAAAUGCAAUUUCAAGUAUUCCAAAUACCAAUUAUAUUAGGGGAACAACUCCUACACUUCCACCAGCUAGAAAGGAUGCCGUUGGAAACUCCUUGUUACCUCCAACAACAUAUCAACAACCUGUCACUUUAGCAAACAAUUUGCAAACCCAAAUAACUGGUGAAUUAAAGACAUUAGAACCUCAAUCUGUUGACCAACAUAAUGCUGUUACUGGUCAAUCACAAUUUCAACACUCUUCAUUAGAAAAUGCUGUAUUUGGUUUAAAUGCUAGUGUUGCUGAGGUAAUAAAUGCGACAUAUAAAGAUGGUUUACCUAUUGAAGCUAAUUUGGUUGGUGAAGUCGCAUUAACCUAUAUAGGAAACCAAGCUGUCAGCGCCACACCUCCAAUUAGUAUUAACUUAAAAGUUAACAAUGCUUCUAAGUUUGAAAAGGUGAUCUUAAACCAUUCAUUUCUGGAACGUGUAUCUGCUGAGGAAUUUAAACUAAAUCCACAAUUUAUCAAUUCCAGAACUUUAGGUGCCCUUAAAUAUUCCAUGAAAACAAUGGUGACCCCUGUUACUAUUCUCCCAGUUUGGAAUUAUGAACCUCACCAAGCUAGUGUAAUUCUUACAAUUAAAAUGUCUCCAACUGUUCCAACAAAUAUCCAACACCUUGUUUUGGAAGAUUUUAUUGUUUAUGUCUCCAUUGAUAAUGCCAAUGCGACAAGCGCACUAUCUAAACCACAAGGUACCUUCAGCAAGGAAAAGAGAAGAAUCACCUGGAGAUUUAAUGAACCAUUAGUAUUGCCAAGAAACGGUGAACAAAGAUUAAUUGCUAGAUUCAUGACUGAUGGCAUUGCCAAAGAGGCACAUAACGGGGUUCAAGUGAAGUUUUCCGUCAAAGAUUCUUCUUCAAUACAGUUGGGUAGUGGUAUCUUAUUGCAAGAUCAAGAAAUGGAUGAAAACAAUCCAUUCGGAGGAGCAUGGAAACCUGUUAAUAGUACAAGAAUAUUGAAUGCAGGGACAUAUUGUAAUAGUGCUUUUUAA